Molecule: messenger RNA, 1517 nt
Organism: Mangifera indica (mango)
Lineage: Eukaryota; Viridiplantae; Streptophyta; Magnoliopsida; Sapindales; Anacardiaceae
Product: disease resistance-like protein DSC1
Exons: 2
Coding region: 28-1260 (410 amino acids)
Molecular function (GO): protein binding
Source: RefSeq, a predicted model, not a curated record
GAUGCAAUUGAAGGCUUGUUCCUAGAUAUGUCUAAAAUCGGAGAAAUUCAUCUAAGCUCCGAAACCUUCAAAAAUAUGCAUAAUCUUAGGCUUCUGAAAUUCUAUGGAUCUUAUCAUCCUUUUGGGUACUUCGCAAAUAAACCUAAACUGUAUUUUAACCAAGGAUUAGAAUAUCUAUCUGAUGAAUUGAGAUACCUCUUUUGGGCUGGAUAUCCUUUGAAGACGUUGCCAUUGAGAUUUAGUCCGGAGAAACUUUUUGAAAUUAGCCUGCCAUUCAGCAACAUUGAAAAACUCUGGACAGGAACUAAGCCUGCUUUCAAGUUAAAAUCGAUUGAGCUUUAUUACUCUCAGCACUUGAUUGAGAUCCCGGAUGUCUCAGAGGCCCCAAAUAUAGAGAUAAUAAACCUUGCAGGUUGCACAAACUUGGUUGAGGUUCCAUCAUCUAUCCAAUAUCUCAAUGACCUUCGUAUCCUGAAACUAAAUGGCUGUAAAAGCCUUAGGAACUUUCCAAGCAACAUUCAUUUUAAAUCACUUGUAACUCUUGACCUAGCCUCCUGCAUCAACAUCACAGAGUUUCCGCAGAUUUCAGGGAAUUUAAGAGAUUUAGAACUUGGUGGAACUUCCAUAGAAGAAGUUCCCUCAUCCAUCGCUUGUCUAACUGAGCUUUGUUUAUUAUCUUUGACACGAUGCUCAAAACUCAAGAGUAUUUCAACUAGUAUUUGUAAAUUGAAAUCUCUUCAAAAACUUAGCCUUUCUAUGUGCGCUAAACUUGAGAGUUUCCCAGAAAUUUUGGAAAAGAUGGAAUGUUUAGAGUUUCUUUGGUUGAAUGGAGCAACAGAAAUUAAAGAGCUACCAUCUUCAAUUGAAAAUUUAAAUGGCCUUCAGGUUUUGGAAUUGGCGGAUUGCAAAAAUCUUGAGACCAUUCCAAGCAGCAUCAAGAAAUUAACAUCUCUGGCGAUUUUGGAUCUCUCUGGCUGCACAAAACUGGGCAAAUUGCCGGAGUUGUCAGCUUUAUGUUCCUUGAAAGACUUGGAUUUAUCUUUCUGCAAUUUGACUAAAAUUCCGGAAGAAAUCUGUUGUAUAUCCUCAUUGGAUACAUUAACUCUGGACGGAAACAAUUUUGAGAGCCUGCCUUCAAGAAUCAAACAACUAUCAAGGCUGACAUUUCUUUCCUUAAACAAUUGCAGUAUGCUUAAAUCUGUACCAGAGCUUCCAUCUUGUUUAAGAGAACUAAAUGCAUUGCACUGCAAGUGGCUUUAAUCUUUACCAGAGCUUCCACCAUGUUUAGAAGAACUAUACGCAGUGAACUGCAAGUGGCUACAAUCAUUACCCAAGCUUCCACCAACUCUAGAAGAAUUGGAUGCAUCCGAAUUGGAGAUGGUAUCCGAACACAAUGUCUCAUUUGUUGGAAGCUAUGGUGAGUUACAAGUAUGGAUUCUUAACACAAAUGAGGAAGAAGGAAAAAAAGCUAACUUCAAAGCUUUUAUUUCUAUAUAUUCACUUCAUAAAUCCACACA